CUAGCCGGAGGGCAGCGAGCAUGGGGAAGCCCGCGGGCGGGGUCAGGGGGCGGGAGCUUCCUCGGCUCUCGGGGAGAGGACCCGCGGCACGCGGGGCGCUGGCAGCGCCGGGGUACAGCGCGGGGAGCGGGCAGCCAGGAUGUUUCUGGAGCCCCAGGAAACUAUGCCCCAGACAUCUGUCGUCUUCUCCAGCAUACUUGGGCCCAGCUGUAGUGGACAGGUGCAGCCCGGCAUGGGGGAGCGAGGAAGUGGGUCCAGCAGCUCAGGGGACCUCGUCUUCCAAGAAGGACGCCUCAUCUCUGGAUCCCUGGAGGCCUUGAUGGAGCACCUGGUCCCCACAGUGGACUAUUACCCGGAUAGGACAUACAUCUUUACAUUUCUCUUGAGCUCCCGGGUCUUCAUCCCUCCUCAUGACCUGCUGGCCCGUGUGGGGCAGAUCUGUCUGGAGCAGAGGCAACAGCUGGAGACAGGGUCUGAGAAGGCCAAGCUGAAAUCCUUCUCAGCCAAGAUUGUACAGCUGUUAAAGGAGUGGACAGAGGCUUUCCCCUAUGACUUCCAGGAUGAGAAGGCCAUGGCCGAACUGAAAGCCAUCACCCACCGGGUCACACAGUGUGAUGAGGAGAAUGGCACAGUGAAGAAGGCCAUUGCCCAAAUGACACAGAGCCUGCUGCUGUCCCUGGCUGCCCGAAACCAGCUUCAGGAGCUGCGGGAGAAGCUCCGCUCACCAGCCAUGGACAAAGGGUCUGUCCUCAAGGCUAAGCCGCCAGCCACUCAGAAGGACAUCCUGGGCGUGUGCUGUGACCCUCUGGUGCUGGCCCAGCAGCUGACUCACAUUGAGCUGGAGAGGGUCAGCAGCAUUCACCCUGAGGACCUGAUGCAGAUUGUCAGCCACAUGGACUCUCGGGACAAGCACAGGUGCCGAGGGGACCUGACCAAGACCUAUAGCCUGGAGGCCUAUGACAACUGGUUCAACUGCCUUAGCAUGCUAGUGGCCACCGAGGUGUGCCGGGUGGUGAAGAAGAAGCACCGGACCCGCAUGCUAGAGUUCUUUAUUGAUGUGGCCCGGGAGUGCUUCAACAUCGGGAAUUUCAACUCCAUGAUGGCCAUCAUCUCUGGCAUGAACCUCAGUCCUGUGGCGAGGCUGAAGAAAACGUGGUCCAAAGUCAAGACAGCCAAGUUUGACGUCUUAGAGCACCACAUGGACCCCUCCAGCAACUUCUGCAACUACCGUACCGCCCUGCAGGGGGCCACGCAAAGGUCCCAGAUGGCCAACAGCAGCCGAGAGAAGAUUGUUAUCCCUGUGUUCAACCUUUUUGUUAAGGACAUUUACUUCUUGCACAAAAUCCAUACCAACCACCUUCCCAACGGGCAUGUUAACUUCAAGAAAUUUUGGGAGAUCUCCAGACAGAUCCAUGAAUUCAUGACAUGGACUCAGGUUGAGUGUCCCUUCGAGAAAGACAAGAAGAUUCAGAAUUACCUGCUCACGGCACCCAUCUACAGCGAGGAAGGUGAGGCCCAGUGCUCUGUGGCAGCACACCCACCUCUCCACCUGGUACAUGUCACUCUGACUCCCCCACAUCCCGAGCCUCUGCCCUCAGGCGGUUGCCCUGGGAAGCAGGCCUGAUCACAGUCCCUAUGCCACACAGGGGAAGCUCAGCCCAUAGGGGUGAGUAUAUGAGGGUGGGCUGUGGGUGGACAACAGGAUGAGGACAAGGAGAGAUGGGGCUCUGGAAGCCACCCGAGAGAGCCAGAACAGGGUUAGGUUCAUGCUACAGAACCAGGAAAUUUCUCAGCCCCUAAGCAGGAAGCUGGCAGCUCUGAUGGGGCCUGGAACUCCAGCCAAUAGAGACCUGUGAUAAGGCUCAGACCUGAGGUCACAGUCUUUGCCUGGGCCCAGCUGCUCCCCUAGAAAGUAAGGGAUAACUGGUGUGGUAGGCAGACUGACUGCAUGUGGACAUGGGUUCUGAGGGGCUUUUCAUCUCUCAGCUCUCUUCAUCGCCUCCUUUGAAAGUGAAGGUCCUGAAAACCACAUGGAAAAAGAUAGCUGGAAGACUCUCAGGUAAGAGAGCCCCAGGGAUAGGCCUGUGAGCCCUUGAGACCAGUACCAUGCCUGGGGAGCAUGAUGGACAUGCCCUUCUGAAAGGCAGCCAGGGGUAACUCCACACAGGCUGCCAGUUGGUGGGAGGCUGAGGGCUUGGGUCUCAGUGUUCCUGACCUUUCCCCUGAUGACUGGUUCUUAGAAUCCAGGCCCUCCCCAAGUAGUGUGGCCUGCCCUCUGCCUGAUCAGGGGAAGGGCCUGCCAACUGCCUCACCAUUUCCUUGUGCCCUGCCUACCUCUAGGACCACUCUCCUUAACAGAGCCUGAAGGCAUGGAUGCAGCCUGCAGACGAUGGAGGAAGCACACACGUGCACCGAGUUUGAAUCUUGAUCGAUAAGGGUUGAGAUGAGGAGGCCUCACUGGUUGGGGUCCAUUUUGUAUAUAACUUUUAUGAAAAAAAAAAAAGUAAUUAUUUCAUGCAUCAACCUUUGGCACUUACAAGGUUUUCUUUCUUCUUCUUUUUUUUUUUUUUUUUGUCAUUUAUUUUAAAAUAACAGGGCAGGGCCCUGAUUCGGGAGGGGUGGGAAAGAGUAUCAUGGGAGAUGGCAUCCAUGAUAACAUCUUAUUCUAAUGAAAUGUAGAUUUUUAUUUUCUACUUUUGAUUAUUAACAUCGUAUGAAAAAAUAUUAAAAAAAAAAACAAAAAAAAACCCAACCAAAACCAAUGUGAGCCCUGCCUGCUUGGACGCCCUUCCAGCCAGUGUCUCUGAUGUCGGGGUUAGUGCCUUAGAGAGUACUGGAGGGCCGGUCUCCCACUCCAUUCUUUUAGCCCUCAGGCAGCCAGUGCCGGGGAAAUGCCAGGAAAGCUCUGCCCUGGGUGACAAGACGCCCGCUCUCAAAGCCUAGGCCAGAGAGGUUCCAGCAGGAAGGGCUUGGCUGGCCAGGGGGCUUCAUUUGCAUACUUCUAGAAGCAAACCUUGAGCACAGGCUUUCCAAAGUUUACAUUUUCAUUUUCCUUUAUCAGGGAUUUAGGGGGUUGGGGAGGGGCAGGGUGAUACCAGGCAGCACAUUUUCUGUUGGAAUAUGUCUGGCAAAUUGUUCAACUACAUUUUAGGAAAAGAGAAAAUCUAAAAUAAUAUCGGGGUGGGGGGGGGAGGGUGUGAUGGAAUUGUCUGUUUUCCAGGCUGUGACAGGUACACUGAGCUGUAAUGAAGAGAAUACAAAGUAGACUUGAAGGAUGGGGACAUUUAAAGCAGUUCUUCAAAGUCCAGUACAAAGUAAAAAGAACUCACAAAUUGGUAUUCUAGUGGACUGCCCUCUCCAUUCCUCUAGGUCAAGGGGCUCCUCUAAUGGAAUCUGAAACAGAAAAUUAGACCACACUGCUGGAGCCCACUCCCAUAAAACUGCCCAGUAUUUGGAGGUAUUUUUCACACCCAAACUUGAGGAGUACACUCCAUUUUCUGUCUCUCUGGCUGUGGGACGGCAAGUCCUGGUCCCUUAAAAGCCAGAGGUGGCCAUCCCCUCUGACUCUCUCUCCCUCCCUCACAGUGGGGCUUUCACUCUGCACAGGCAGAUUUGGAGCUACGCACCCUUAUUGCUCUCCGCAUGCCUGGCUUCCUCCCAGGGGAGCCUGAAUCUGAGAUGCUUGAGUGAGGAUGGGGCAGUUAGCUGCUAAUUCCCAAAGCUCCUAGGAGAGCCUGGAGAUGUGGUGGUGAGGCCUCAGGAAGGGGUGGCUCCGCGAUCCACUGCUGAUGGCGCCCUCAGCCCUGGGUGGAGCAAGAAUAUUCACACUGUAUUGUCACAGUGUUUUCGCACUUUUCUGACAUUCUAGAUAGUACAUACUGUAUCUUGAUAGUACAUAUUGCUUUAUGUAUUUGAGACAAAGGCUAAAAACUCGAGAAUAUAUAUUUGGAAUACAAUGUUAGAACACUUUCCAUCUUGCGUUAAGGAGCUUUCAUGUCAAUGUGCGCUCCACUGGGUCAUCAGUUCUAGUACCUACCUGAUACAGUGUCUGUGUUUGCUACUUUAUUUUCCCAGUUUGAUACACACCCUAUGAUGUUUUGGUAUUAUGAGAUGAACUCUGAGUACAAAGCUGUACCAUAACGCAGGAUGUCAGUUGUUGGUGUGACUGGACCUACUUGCAUCAAUAAAAGAAUAUGUUGC
Molecule: messenger RNA, 4200 nt
Organism: Lutra lutra (Eurasian river otter)
Lineage: Eukaryota; Metazoa; Chordata; Mammalia; Carnivora; Mustelidae
Gene: RASGEF1A
Product: RasGEF domain family member 1A
Exons: 11
Coding region: 140-1624 (494 amino acids)
Biological process (GO): positive regulation of GTPase activity; Ras protein signal transduction
Cellular component (GO): plasma membrane
Molecular function (GO): guanyl-nucleotide exchange factor activity
Source: RefSeq, a predicted model, not a curated record